AUGGCUCUCCCCACAGACCCGCGUAUACGGAACUCGCGAGUCGAUACCUCAAAGCUCACUCCGGCCGAGCGUGAAGCCCUCCUCAAACCCUACCUUCCAGAUCCAUCUACCAUCCGUUCGGCCCGCAGCAGGCAUGGGAAGAAAAAGCAGAAGCAGAGGAGGAAACCUAUCCGAGAAUUCCUCAAGUCGACAUUACACUACCUCACCUAUUUUCUAAUCCACGUUGUUUUCAGCAUCUACAUCCGGCUCCGUCAAGGCUAUCAUGCCAUCAUUGAUCGAAUCCUGGCCAUUCUUUACUACCAUCACCGCACUCCCGAGCUCAUACAGAAAGAUGUCCGUGGCCUGAGCCAGCUACCGCAGCAUCUGAGCGUCGUGUUGAUGCUGGGGAAGGAUGAGGAUGCGCUGGAUGUGAUUAUGGACGAGGUGGCGGAGUUGGUAGCCUGGAGCUCGUGCGCUGGUAUACCUAUGUUGAGUAUAUAUGAGAAGACAGGCAUCCUAAAAUCCUACAUCCCAACCCUUCACAAAAUAAUCAUAAGCAAACUAUCAACGUACUACGGGCCUCCUUCCCACCAACCAACCCUCCGCCUCUUCGCCCCACACCACGCCCUCUACUCUCCAACUCUCUGCCCACCCUCCUCAAAAGCAAAUCCCGCGCUCUUCACCGUCCUCCUCCUCUCCGCCACAGACGGGCGCGAGACACUAGUCGACCUCACAAAGACCCUGACCGAGAUGGCCCAGCAUGGUAACCUGUCACCGCAAGAUAUAAGCCCGAAACUCAUCGACGCUGAGAUUAGCGAGUUGACGUCCCCGCCUACACCGCCGCUGGGGGGCACUCCUGGAGAUCCGCUAUUCGAUGAACGCAAUAGCAUCGCAUCCUCAGCUGGCACGGGGUCCAGCACUGCCGUGUCAGAUUCGCCGCGGUCGUUGCCUGCGGACGCCGCGACGGCUGUGUUGAUGAAGUCUGAUCCAGAUUUGUUGAUGGUGUUUGGCCCGUUUGUGCGUCUGGAUGGGUAUCCGCCGUGGCAGUUGCGGCUGACGGAGAUCUAUUGUACGGGAGAUAAGGGCAGCUUGAUUACUGGGGGUGGGGAGGCGGUAGAGUAUCAAAAGUUUCUUAAAGGGCUGUGGAGGUAUGCGAGGGCAGAGAUGAGGUUUGGGAGGUAA
Histoplasma mississippiense is the source of this 1161-nucleotide messenger RNA. RefSeq lists its product as hypothetical. Gene Ontology annotation, molecular function: ditrans,polycis-polyprenyl diphosphate synthase [(2E,6E)-farnesyl diphosphate specific] activity. NCBI's taxonomy places the organism in Eukaryota, Fungi, Ascomycota, Eurotiomycetes, Onygenales, Ajellomycetaceae. Bases 1 to 1161 code for a protein of 386 amino acids. Gene Ontology annotation, cellular component: endoplasmic reticulum membrane; dehydrodolichyl diphosphate synthase complex. The record is from RefSeq and is a predicted model, not a curated record. The transcript has 2 exons.